This is a messenger RNA of Adelges cooleyi (spruce gall adelgid), 1739 nucleotides long. RefSeq names its product guanine nucleotide-binding protein subunit alpha homolog (gene cta). The coding region runs from base 220 to 1326 and encodes 368 amino acids. Gene Ontology annotation, cellular component: brush border membrane; heterotrimeric G-protein complex. Gene Ontology annotation, molecular function: GTPase activity; G-protein beta/gamma-subunit complex binding; D5 dopamine receptor binding. Lineage: Eukaryota; Metazoa; Arthropoda; Insecta; Hemiptera; Adelgidae. The transcript is spliced from 6 exons. The record is from RefSeq and is a predicted model, not a curated record. Gene Ontology annotation, biological process: Rho protein signal transduction; adenylate cyclase-modulating G protein-coupled receptor signaling pathway.
AUAAAAAAGAAAUGUAAGAUACAAGCCCUAAAAAGUAAAAUAAGUACCUAAUUAAAUUUAACAAUUUACGUUUGUUGACGUUAUUGCUGUAAUUAAACUCGUACAUAAUUUAACUUGAUAAAUGAUCAGCAAUGUGGGAUGUGUCUCUUUGCAUUUAUGAAUUAUCUGAGCCUUUAAUACAUAUUGUUUUUUGUGAAAAAAGAUGAUACGCUUUGAAAAAUGGCAAGAUGUACAAUUACGUGUCCUUGUUGUUUGCGUUUCAAAUUCAGCGCUGAUGAAAUGGAACAGCGUUACAGAAGUAAAGAAAUUGACAAGCUAAUAGACAAGGAUAAACACCUGUUACGUCGCCAAGUAAAAUUGCUAUUAUUGGGAGCUGGUGAGAGUGGUAAAUCGACAUUUCUCAAACAAAUGCGCAUCAUACAUGGUAUAAAAUUUGAACCGGACCUUGUUAUUGAAUACCAACAUAUAAUAUACCAAAAUAUAUUAAGAGGCAUGAAAGUAUUAGUAGAUGCUAGACAAAAGUUAGGUAUACCUUGGGAAAAUCCUGACAAUAAUGAACGUGCUGAAUUUGUUUUAAAGUUUGACAAUCGCACCACAUUAGAUACAAGGUUAUUUCUUGCUUAUGCUCCAUCAAUGUAUUGUUUGUGGAAAGAUGGAGCUAUUAAAAGAGCAUUUGAACGAAGAAGAGAAUUUCAAUUAAGUGACUCUGUGCAAUAUUUUCUUGAUAAUAUCGAAAAUAUUGCAAGAAGUGAUUAUUUACCAACUAAUAAAGAUAUUUUGCAUGCCAGAAGAGCUACUAAAGGCAUUUAUGAGUUUACAAUUCCAAUAAACAAUAUUCCAUUUCGAUUUGUUGAUGUGGGUGGACAAAGAUCACAGCGACAGAAAUGGUUUCAGUGUUUUGACUCAGUUACAUCAAUACUCUUUCUGGUUUCUUCCUCGGAAUUUGAUCAAGUUCUCGUAGAAGACAGGAAAACAAAUAGACUAGAAGAAUCAAAAAAUAUUUUUGAUUCAAUUGUAAAUAAUGUAAUAUUUCGACGUGUUUCAAUAAUUCUUUUUAUGAACAAAACAGACCUAUUAGCUGACAAAUUAGAAAGGAGAGAAACAAACAUAAAAAAUUAUUUCCCAGAUUAUGCAGGUGAUCCUCAUUGUUUACCAGAUGUGCAAGCAUUUUUGUUAGAUUUUUUCCGCCAGGCUAAACGUGAUCCUAGAAAAUCAUUGUUUCAUCAUUUCACUACUGCUGUAGACACAGAAAACAUUAAAGUCGUAUUCAAUGCGGUUAAAGAUACAAUUCUGCAUAGAAACUUAGAGUCUUUAAUGCUUCAAUAAAUGUUCAAUAAUAUUAGACCAGGUAAAAUUGUUUUAUGUUUACUUUGUUAAAUUCAUUAUAAAUAAUUAAACUUUUUGUAUGUAUUACUUAAAAGCAUUGGCUUCUAUUGAAUUGUAUCUCAUUCACAUACCGAAGUCUUCCUUUACACAAGGUACAUUCUGCUAUCUUUUCUAUAUGUUAAAUCAAAUCUAUGUAUUUUUUUAAACAAUUAAUAAUUAACGAGCUAGGUAUCCAAAAACCUUAUAAUUUAGAAAGUAAAAUUGCCAUCAUUAUCAUAGUAAUUAAAGUAAAAACUGUUAUUCUAAAAUAUUCACCUAAUUCAAAAUUUGUUGUAAGUAAAGAAUACAUUUAUAAUUAUGUAAUAUCAAUUACAUAUUCAGUGUAUCAAUCCAUUUGUAUGCAUUUAUUUCCA